Molecule: messenger RNA, 1790 nt
Organism: Paraphaeosphaeria sporulosa
Lineage: Eukaryota; Fungi; Ascomycota; Dothideomycetes; Pleosporales; Didymosphaeriaceae
Exons: 3
Coding region: 471-1619 (382 amino acids)
Source: RefSeq, a predicted model, not a curated record
CCCACCCACUCUGCGAGCUGCCUGUCAGCAUUCUGCGGUACAGAAAGAUGCGCCAGAAUCCCCUUUGGAAAGAAAGCGUCACGGACUGGUGAUGAGAUCAGUCCGCCGGCGUUGUUCAUCGCAACUGCGACAAGAUGCCCAACGAAUAGAAUCCUCCAUUGCCCAGGGCAGACGUGGGCACUGCGACUGGAUAGAUCCGCCUCACCAAAUGCAUCUGGUACGCAGAGAUGCGUGGCCACGUGCGCGAGGCUUACAGCUCAGAUGCCGCGAGAUACAGCCUCGUGCAGUCACCUCGUAGGACCGGUCGGUCAGCCGCUGCCGGUGCCUGGUGAUCAACCGGCCAACCUCGAGAUGGCUGUGUUCUCACGCGUACCUCCGUUUCAAAACUGUUUACUCUCAUCUUCUCUUGCACGGCGACGACGCUUUUCACCAUCCACCAUCCCCCAUCCACCGUAAUGCCAGAGAUAUCCAUGAAGAAAGAAAUCGGAGAUACCAAAGACGUACUACAAGACAUCGUAAUCGUUGUCUCGCUCGUCUCCACGCUGGCGAAAUCAUUCGGCUCAGCGGGCGACCUCUACCGGAAGCUCAAGAAGAAGACGAAGAACACGAAGAAAGGUCUCAAGGAAGAUAUCAAGCAAGAGAUAGAAGAGCAUUUGUCUGAGCCCGAGGGCCCUGCUCGACGGGAGGCGCGCUCCGAACGUGGCAACAACCAUCACCGAAGAGAAUCCAGGAGUCGGAGUAGGCACCCACGCGAUAAGUCGUGCGACAGCGACAGAGAGUCUAUUGAGCAUUCAUAUGAGCUCGUACGCGCGGAGUAUGACCGGGGAUAUCAUCGCCUGGGCGAGAAAUUUGCUGUUGGGGAUUUGAUCACGCGGAACCAACUGCAGGCGCAGAUCAUCCUUCUGCAGCAGAGACUCCUCUACACCUACGAAGAUGUCAUCCUCCACUCUGACUUCCCACGCCACACCCCUUCAUACCAUCUGAAGGAGCUGGUCCAUACCACACGCACCGCCCGCUCAGCAGUCAUUGACGCACUCACAAUGCAGUACCAGCGCAUGCUUCCAGCGCUAGGCCCCACAGCCCCAGACCAUCUGCUCCCCGGCGCCUACCCCUCUCCACCCACGCCCACCGUGCACACGCCCGACGACGUCCUCCACGACCACCAUACCAAAACCUUGCAAUAUCAACACCACCACCGCCCUUCAUCCCGCAGUCCCGCCCGCAGUCCCUCAAAAUCCAGAACCCCCCAUCCAUCCCUCUACUGCUCCUACGCCCUUACCCUCCAACGCACGCCAACCCUCACCCUCCCCGCCCCCUUCCUGCCCGACGGAACCAACCGCUGUCCUUCCUGCUCAACCCACAUCCCCGCCUCACCCAACAAAGCGUGGGAGAUCGUCAAAGCUUCGUCACGGGAGGGGGCGCUCGACCGCACGUUUUGGGUAGGGACAAGGUUCCUAGCCAAGUGUCAUCGGGAGGGCGGCGGGCUCGCUUGUAUUUUGUGCUCGCGGUGGCGGGAGGCGGAUACGGUGUGUGGGGUGGCAGAGGCGCUUGUAGAGCAUAUUUGGAGGGACCAUGGAGUGCGCGAAUUGGAGGGGGAUGAGGACGUUGGGGAGAGGUAGGGGUGUGCAGGUUACUCUGGGGUGGGCGGAGCAUGUGGGCAUUUGACCAGGCGCUAUGGGCUUUGAGACUGUAGACUGGGAAGGGAUGAGUAGUUCAGGAAUAGGGUGUGGGUUGUAGAUAGUAGAUUGGCGAGUGACGAUGUAUAGCUAUCUGCUCUCACCUCGACAAGU